AUGGGUGACUGCGGCGAUGCUGAGGACGAGUUUGAAGACGCUCUGGAGGUGAUUCCGGCGCACUGUAAAAUGGACUUGAAUACGGCUUUAUCAGAUUCAAAAAUUGCUAUACAUUUGUUUUUCAACAAUAAAUUUGACGAGGCUCAACAUAUAUUGGAACCAUGGGUUGGAACGAGCAUGUAUCACACCAUUGGGAGAUCAAUUUUUCUGUUUCUAGAAGCUUUACUCACAUUUGAACAGGCGAGCAUACAGAAAGCAUCCGCGGCACUGAAAUCCAGUAUCCGUUUGUGCAAUUCGUAUAGAAGAAAAACCACUCUGACGCAGUCCAUCGGGAACAUAAUGAAAAAGCCUAACUACGACUCGUACACGCCGGACGAGUUGCACGCCGAACUGUGUUUUGCAGAAGCACUGUUACUCAAAGCACUGUUGACAUUCAUCGAGGAUGAGACGUUAGUCAGUUUCAUCCGCGCUGGCAUUAAAAUACGAUCUUGCUACAAUUCGUACAAAGAAUGUAAUGUCAUACUUACCUCGCGUGAGUGGUCAGAAAACGAGAAGUCUUACAAAGAGCAUUUCGAGAGCGGCGUGCGCCUGGGUAUUGGGGCUUUUAAUCUGAUGAUUUCGUUACUGCCAUCGAAAAUAAUCAAACUACUGGAAUUCAUCGGGUUUUCCGGGAGCAAAGAACAAGGCCUCGGCGAACUUGAAUUGUGUUACCAGGUGCCACAUGGACUGCGGCACGUCCUGUGCGUGCUAACCAUGCUCACAUACCACCUGGUCGUGGUGUACGUUUUCAGUCAGGAGGAGGGUGACUUGGAGUUUUGCGACGCAGCUCUGCGCCAACAGCUGACGCUGUACCCCAACGGCGCGUGGUUCUUGUACUUUAAAGGGCGCCUGGAGUUUAUGCGCGGUGACGUAGACGACGCGAUCAAGUGGUACACGGCUUCGGUGGAGUCCCAAGACUCGUGGCCGCAAUUCCAUCACAUAUGCUACUGGGAACUUUGCUGGGCCAAUUGCGUUGCCUUAAACUGGAAACGGGCAGAAAUGUACGCGGCCAAAUUGGCCGAGCAGAGCAAGUGGUCACGCACUACUUACAACUACCAGCGCGCAUGCAUUAUGCUCAUGCGAGGAUACAAUUGUCUGUCCCGAGAUGAGCUCAAUACGGUCAACCAGCUAAUGGCCGACGUGCCCAAAUACAAACAGAGGAUCGCGGGGAAAUCGUUACCAAUGGAAAAAUUUGCAGUGAAGAGAUCUCAAAGGUUUACCAAUCAGAACAACCGGCUGUUCAUGCCCGCCGUUGAACUGCUGUACCUAUGGAACUUGUUCAACGUGUUCGGAAAACGCAAGUCAUUGUGCGACAAUUUGUACAGACUCAUCGACAGAAACACAAAGGAUCUUGAAAAAAAUCCUGGGCAAUAUGGCAGCGAAUACGAGUAUGACAACAAGGCACUCGGGUGUCUGCUGAAAGGAGUGUGCCUGCGUAUUAUGAACAGCCCGCUGCACGCAGAAGAGUGUUUCAAGUCCGUCCUGUCGAUGGAGAAAAAAAUCAAAGAGGACCGUUUCCUGGUGCCAUACGCGCACGUGGAACUGGCAUUUUUGUACAAAUCCAAAGGCAACCUAGAAAAGGUCGCUUAUUUCCUCGAAACGGCAAAAAAAAAUUACUCUGGUUAUUCGCUGGAGACAAGACUGCAUUUCCAAAUCCAUUGUGCUUGGGCCUCCUUGAACGAGCGAAAAGCCAAAACCACAACGGACCACAACGAUCUCGCGCCCGACAGUCAAUUCGACGACAACCAAUGA
This is a messenger RNA of Macrosiphum euphorbiae (potato aphid), 1791 nucleotides long. Lineage: Eukaryota; Metazoa; Arthropoda; Insecta; Hemiptera; Aphididae. The record is from the annotation of a GenBank genome assembly.